AUGGCCUCCUCUUCCAACAACAGCAGCAAUCGCGCAAACACAAAAACAGCCGGAUCAGGCACCCUGCAGUCGCUGCGGCCAACUGUCGUUGAUCGAUACUGGAACGAUAUCGCCGAACACUUUCGCGAGCCUGGCUUCUCGACCUUCGACAAGGAAAAAUCAACUCUGGCCACCACUCGGGACCCAGACUUCACCCGCAAGCUGCUCAUGGCCGUCAUCACCGAUCGACCAGGGCAGGGCGAUAUCCUCCCCAGCGUCAUCGCAAAGAGCUCCUGUGAUUUCUUUGCCUCGCUCGACAAGUCCGGCAAAACUGACUUUCUAAGCUUGCUUGCUCACGAUUUCGGUGUUCUGCAGGAGGUCGCUGUCGAGGCUGCAGGGAGGUAUAUGGAGUAUUCAAAAACCGAGCCAGAGAGUAAAGCCCUGCUGCGUGCAGAGCAACUACUUCGCCACGCAAUCGUUCCAGGACACAAUAAGUUUUUCGACCGUGUCAGCCGACUACCAGGAGGACUCAAGUUUUUAAUCGACAUGCGGGAAGACUUGCUUGGUAUCAUUCAGGAGAAUCGUAACGACUUUUACUUGUCGGCGCUGAAUGAAUCACUCAAGGAGAAGCUGCAAUCCUGGUUCGUGGGGUUUUUAGACUUGGAGCGUCUGACCUGGCAAUCACCGGCAGUACUUUUGGAGAAAAUCACUCAAUACGAAGCCGUACACAAGUUCAAGGACUUUCAUGAUCUGAAACGUCGUGUAGGACCUGGCAGACGAGUGUUUGCAUUGAUGAACAAGAGCCUGCCGACUGAACCCUUGGUCUUUGUGCAGGUGGCCCUGGUCAACACUCUCUCCAACAACGUGCAAGACAUUCUCAACGACCCUUCACCCGGACAUGCCAACCCGGCCAAAACUGUUAAAUGGCUUUCUGGGAUAGAACUGGGCAACUUUUUGAUCAAGCGCGUGGUGCGGUCGCUCAAAGUUGAGUUUCCACAGAUCGAAACCUUUAGUACACUCUCGCCCAUCCCCGGGUUCAGAAAAUGGAUGGAGCAGUGCCAAAAUCUCGGUCAAAAGCUGCUUCUUCCCAUGGAGGAACAUAUUAUUACCCAAUUAGUGGAGCAACAACAAGAUGCUACCAUUGCAGCCGAUGGUAACUCGGAGAAGCAAUUUAGUGCGAUUCUUCAUCACCCGUCCACGUUUUCUAACAAUGAGACGACAGGCAAGCUGCGACCCAUCCUUAGCCGACUCUGCGCCAGGUACAUCCUCCUAGAGAAACGCCGGCACUUAGCCCUGGAUCCCGUAGCGAACUUUCAUCUCCGCAACGGCGCCUGCGCACACCGACUCAACUGGCUCGGUGACACCUCGGCGAAGGGCAUGGAUGAGUCCUUUGGGAUGAUGAUUAAUUAUCUAUACUCUCUCGAUCAUAUUGAGAAGAACAACCAGCUAUACCUUCAAGACGGUAUGAUCAGUGUCUCUUCCAGAGACCCGGCCUUUGAGAGUGCCCUCGCACACGCAGCAAGCAUGACCAGUAGUGCUGGUUCGGAUACUGAUGCAGGUCAACUGGUCCAGCUGAAUGGAUCGCGUUUCCGAUUGCUGGAUAUUGCAACAGCCUGA
Messenger RNA from Gamsiella multidivaricata, 1596 nucleotides. Its product is annotated as malonyl-CoA decarboxylase-domain-containing protein. Gene Ontology annotation, molecular function: malonyl-CoA decarboxylase activity. Gene Ontology annotation, cellular component: peroxisomal matrix; mitochondrial matrix. The coding region runs from base 1 to 1596 and encodes 531 amino acids. Gene Ontology annotation, biological process: fatty acid biosynthetic process; acetyl-CoA biosynthetic process; malonyl-CoA catabolic process. NCBI's taxonomy places the organism in Eukaryota, Fungi, Mortierellomycota, Mortierellomycetes, Mortierellales, Mortierellaceae. The transcript has 7 exons. The record is from RefSeq and is a predicted model, not a curated record.